AUGGCGCCCGCGUUGUUCAAGAGCAAGAAGCGCAGCCGCGACGCCGACGCUGACACCACGGCGAAGGAUGAGGCCUCGGAUGCUUCGUCUUCGUCUUCAUCGGCCGAGAGCAGCAGCGAAAGUGGCUCCGACAGCGAGGACGACGAGGAGGAGCAGCCGCAGGACGAGGAGCUCAAGGAGGAGAUCGACCGCAAGACGGAGGCCACGGUCUACGUGGAGGGCAUCCCAUACCGAGCCAAUGAGGGCGACUUGGUGACGCACUUCUCGUCCUGUGGCACGGUGCGCGAAGUGCGCAUGCCGCGGUAUCAGGACUCGGGCAAGCCUCGUGGCUACGCGCACGUGGUGUUUGAUGACGAGGCGGCACUGAAGAAGGCGCUAAAGCUGGACGGACAGUACUUGUUCAACAGAUACCUGUCCAUUCGUAGAGCCGAAGCCCCGCGUGCCGUGGAGAUGGCGCUGAAGGAGAAGAACCAAAACACCACCAAGAAGGCGGUGAAGGGAUGCCGCACGGUGUUCAUCAAGCAGCUGCCCUACGAGGUGGAGGAAGGCACGAUCCGCGAGGCGCUGGCUUCGUGCGGAACGAUCACCAGCGUCCGACUGCCGAUCUGGAACCACACUAAGAAGUUGAAGGGCUUUGGCUACGUCGAGUUCUCGAGCGAGGACGAGGCGCUGGCCGCUGCUCGUCGUAGCGGCAUGAAGAUCGGAGACCGCAUGGUGCUCAUCAGUCUGGACGCGGCAGGCAGCGCUCCGAAGGCUAGUUUCCGCCAGCGCGACGGUCAGUACUGGAGCAAGGGCGAGGAGGCCAAGAAGUCGCUGGCCAAGAAGAUCAGCGAGAAGCAGCAGCGCCAGACCGCCAACAAGAAGCGGAAGACGACCAAGUAG
Phytophthora sojae is the source of this 882-nucleotide messenger RNA. RefSeq lists its product as hypothetical. The transcript has 2 exons. The record is from RefSeq and is a predicted model, not a curated record. Lineage: Eukaryota; Oomycota; Peronosporomycetes; Peronosporales; Peronosporaceae. Gene Ontology annotation, molecular function: RNA binding. The coding region runs from base 1 to 882 and encodes 293 amino acids.